CAGCAGUUCUAGGAGAAGGGCCGGCGCCUAAACGGCCACACGAAGAGAGAGAGAGAGAGAGAGAAAGAGAGAGAGAGAGAGAGAGAUAACGAAGGGGAGAGACCGGAUACGGGGGAGAGGCAUUUGCGUUCUGUUCGGUGAAGCUUUUCUCUUUCCAAGGUUCUACAUGCGGUUUUCGGCCCUAACCUGAGCUUAGAUUUGUAAAUUUUGGCGCCUCUGUAGUCAGGUAGGGAAACGAUGGGUGCAGGAGGCCGAAUGUCCGUACCCACAACACAGAGGAAGUCAGAAUUUGACACCCUGAAGCGUGUUCCUUAUUCAAAGCCUCCGUUCACACUGAGUCAGCUUAAGAAAGCAAUCCCACCUCACUGCUUCAAACGCUCUGUUGUGCGCUCAUUCUCUUACGUGGUCUACGAUCUUGUCAUUGCCUCCCUCCUCUACUAUGUCGCAACCAGCUACAUCCAUCUCCUUCCUCAUCCUCUCUCUUUUGUGGCGUGGCCUAUCUACUGGGCUCUCCAAGGCUGCAUCCUUACCGGCGUUUGGGUUAUAGCGCACGAGUGCGGCCACCAUUCCUUCAGUGACUAUCAGUGGCUUGAUGACACGGUUGGUCUUAUCCUUCAUUCUUGUUUACUUGUCCCUUAUUUUUCAUGGAAGUACAGCCAUCGCCGUCAUCAUUCCAAUACAGGCUCUCUUGAGAGGGAUGAGGUUUUUGUUCCAAAGCAGAAAUCAAGUAUCCGAUGGUAUUUCAAGUACCUUAAUAACCCACCAGGCCGACUCCUUGGUCUUACCAUCACACUCACUCUUGGCUGGCCUCUUUAUCUAGCAUUUAACGUUUCUGGCAGGCCUUAUGAUCGGUUUGCUUGUCAUUUUGAUCCUUAUGGCCCUAUCUACUCCGAUCGGGAACGCCUCCAAAUAUACAUCUCUGAUGCUGGUAUUCUCGCUGUCUGUUAUGGGCUUUUCUGUCUUGCAGCAGCAAAAGGGUUUGCUUGGGUGUUCUGUGUUUACGGGGGACCGGUGCUGGUCGUGAAUGCAUUCCUUGUAUUGAUCACAUACUUGCAGCACACUCAUCCUUCAUUGCCACACUAUAAUUCUUCAGAGUGGGAUUGGUUCAGAGGAGCUCUUGCCACUGUAGAUAGAGACUACGGAGUUCUGAACAAGAUCUUCCACAACAUCACAGAUACACACGUGGCUCAUCAUUUGUUCUCAACAAUGCCUCACUACCACGCCAUGGAGGCCACAAAGGCGAUAAAACCGGUAUUGGGAGAAUAUUAUCAGUUCGACGGGACUCCAUUCUACAAGGCAAUGUGGAGAGAGGCAAAGGAGUGUAUUUACGUUGAGCCAGACGAAGGUGACCAGAACAGUGGCAUAUACUGGUACAGAAACAAGAUCUGAUGAUUUGUGCAGGUGAUGGGAAGGUCCAUUCAAUAGAGAUAUUAUUUAGUAAUUUGGGUACCUGCUAGUAGUACUUUUAGGUUGUCUUGUUUCCUUGGAAUUGAAGCUGUCUUGCAAUAAUUUUUUCAGGGGGGCUAAUUGUGGUAGAAAUAAUACACAAGCAUUAGUUUUUUUUUGAAGGGUGUAGUUUGAACCAAAAAAAAAAAAAAACAAAAGUGUCGAUCUGGGUUUCAGUCCUGGUUUUGGGUUUUUAUUCUUGAUUGGAAAUUUGGCAUGUGACGACGUGGUUUAACCGAGAUCGUAAUGCCAUUGGUGUCAUGAAGACAUUCAACUGUUACUUUUCUCCGUCAAUUAUUUCAAUGAAUGAAAAGUAUGCCUCCAAAGUCGCUAUGGGUAAAAA
This is a messenger RNA of Carica papaya (papaya), 1789 nucleotides long. RefSeq names its product fatty acid desaturase 2 (gene FAD2). NCBI's taxonomy places the organism in Eukaryota, Viridiplantae, Streptophyta, Magnoliopsida, Brassicales, Caricaceae. Gene Ontology annotation, molecular function: oxidoreductase activity, acting on paired donors, with oxidation of a pair of donors resulting in the reduction of molecular oxygen to two molecules of water. The record is from RefSeq and is a predicted model, not a curated record. Gene Ontology annotation, biological process: lipid metabolic process.